This is a messenger RNA of Mobula hypostoma (lesser devil ray), 371 nucleotides long. Its product is annotated as trypsin inhibitor ClTI-1-like. The record is from RefSeq and is a predicted model, not a curated record. Gene Ontology annotation, molecular function: serine-type endopeptidase inhibitor activity; protein binding. Lineage: Eukaryota; Metazoa; Chordata; Chondrichthyes; Myliobatiformes; Myliobatidae. The transcript has 4 exons. Bases 1 to 282 code for a protein of 93 amino acids.
AUGGUUCAAAGCAAAGCAAGAGACUUCAAAAUGAAGAAAACAAAAUAUUUUCUCAUUGCAACCCUUGUGAUUUUCACUUUUGCUGGUAUGGCCGUAUGUAGUCAGACUGAUGACGAAAUGGAACAACCGGCCUGUGAUAAAUAUAUUUUUCCAGCAUGUCCAAGGAAUUAUGCUCCACUCUGUGGCACAGAUGGUAAAACCUACUCAAAUGAGUGUGUGCUGUGCAUGGAGAUCAAGCAACGAAAGGCCAACAUUCGUAUACGUAAACCAGGACCUUGCUGAUUUACACAUUUCAACACGAGAAUGAAAACCGCAUUUUUGCAAAUGCAAUGACAAUCUUCUUGAUAAAUAAACAGCAAAAUUGCUUACCA